AUGAAACAAAAUAGUCUUGUUUUAGUCUAUGUUAAUAAGAAAUUUGAAUUCUCAGAUAUGAUAAAGAAUGUAAAAGAAGACUACGCUUUCGAACAUUUUGUGAAAAAGCUUUGCCCAAAUGUUUGUAAUUUUGAUGAGUUUAAUAUGCUGAGUAAGGACAACAGCAUUCAAUACUCUUUGAAUAUUACAAGCGAGACUUUUUUGAAUUCUGAAUACAACUUCGCGAAGAAUUUAAGGACAAACAUGACUUACAACAAUAUCAACAUCUUAUUCAUCAUGGUUAAGAAUUAUGAGCAUAUAUCCUAUCUGGAGGAGCUUUUGGGUGAUGUUACUAUCACCAUCGAUCCGAUCAAUGAUUUAUUAUUUAGAUACCAAUCGGAUAACAUUCAAGAAUUUACGACCAUCCUUCGAAGAU
This is a messenger RNA of Dentiscutata heterogama, 415 nucleotides long. The record is from the annotation of a GenBank genome assembly. NCBI's taxonomy places the organism in Eukaryota, Fungi, Glomeromycota, Glomeromycetes, Diversisporales, Gigasporaceae.